Merops nubicus (carmine bee-eater) is the source of this 1176-nucleotide messenger RNA. It is a transcript of the gene CCNJ, whose product is annotated as cyclin J. Gene Ontology annotation, molecular function: cyclin-dependent protein serine/threonine kinase regulator activity. The annotation marks the transcript as partial. The transcript has 5 exons. NCBI's taxonomy places the organism in Eukaryota, Metazoa, Chordata, Aves, Coraciiformes, Meropidae. Gene Ontology annotation, biological process: regulation of cyclin-dependent protein serine/threonine kinase activity; mitotic cell cycle phase transition. The record is from RefSeq and is a predicted model, not a curated record. Gene Ontology annotation, cellular component: cytoplasm; cyclin-dependent protein kinase holoenzyme complex; nucleus.
GUUGCUACCUUCAGCUGGCUGUUGGUGCCCUCCUCUUGGAAGCACCUGGGUGAGAUCUGGCAGCACUGGAUCAUGCAAACACUUCAGUACAAAGAGCUGAAGCUGCCCUCCUACAAAGGCCAAUCUCCCCAGUUACACCUGAGAAGAUACUUUGCAGAUCUGAUAGCCAUUGUGAGCAAUCGGUUCAGACUCUGUCCUGCUGCACGACAUCUAGCUGUGUAUCUGUUGGACCUCUUUAUGGAUCGUUAUGACAUAUCUAUACAGCAGCUACAUGUGGUUGCUCUUUCCUGUUUACUUUUAGCAAGUAAAUUUGAAGAAAAGGAAGACAGUGUUCCCAAACUUGAGCAGUUGAACAGCUUGGGUUGUAUGACUAACAUGAAUUUGGUACUAACAAAACAGAAUUUGCUUCAUAUGGAGCUGUUGUUGCUAGAAACAUUUCAGUGGAAUUUGUGCCUCCCAACUGCUGCUCAUUUCAUCGACUAUUAUCUUUCUGUUGCUGUCCAUGAGACUGACCUUCAUGACGGCUGGCCAAUGGUUUGCUUAGAGAAGACUAAGUUAUAUAUGGCAAAAUAUGCUGAUUACUUUCUGGAAGUAUCACUGCAAGAUCAUGCAUUUUUAAAUUACGCCCCUUCUUUAGUUGCUGCUGCGUGUGUAGCUUCCUCAAGGAUUAUCUUGCGUCUCUCGCCGACCUGGCCUACCCGACUGCACCACCUCACUGCGUAUUCCUGGGAGUUCCUGGUGCCAUGUAUCGAGCGGCUGCUAAUCGCACAUGAUAAUGAUGUGAAGGAAGCAAACAAGCAAAAAGGACAACAAGCUCAGUCUGCCCAACAUACUGUAUUUCAGACCUCAGCUCCAAGUCCCCAGCAGGCUAACGCUCAGCAACACGUACCACAGUAUCUCCAGGCUCAUCAGUCUUCAUUACAGUAUCACCAUCAGACAUCACAGCAACAAAACUGUCAACAGAUAUUAUCAUCUAAUCAUACAGCAUCUUACCCACUUCAGACUUGCCCUGCUGCCUUACAGUCUAGUGUUCAGGCUCGUGGCCAUGUCCAGACUGGAGCUGCAGUGUCACUGGCCGUUCCACUGGAAGUGAAGCCCUGUAUAAGCGCCUCCUACAACCGGAGCUACCAAGUGAACGGACGAUAUUCCUGUAUCACCCCCUGCUUUGAGAGGUGA